This is a messenger RNA of Paraphaeosphaeria sporulosa, 559 nucleotides long. RefSeq lists its product as uncharacterized. The coding region runs from base 1 to 480 and encodes 159 amino acids. The transcript is spliced from 2 exons. The record is from RefSeq and is a predicted model, not a curated record. NCBI's taxonomy places the organism in Eukaryota, Fungi, Ascomycota, Dothideomycetes, Pleosporales, Didymosphaeriaceae.
AUGCGCUGUGGGAAUGUGUUGAUCUUGUCUCGUGCUAGGGCACAAGUAUACCUAGGUGCCCUCCGCCCUCCCUCCAACCCUCCCAUCACACCACCCAGCACUUCCUCCCGCCCCCUAUCCUCCUACACAACCGCCGAGCCCCGCAUCCAUCGAGCCUCGACGCCGGAAUGCUACAACACGCAACAAAACGCCGACGAGGUAGUCACGCAAUACGCCGUAGCCAGGGAGGUAGCCGAGACAGCUAGCAUGCUAGUCGAGGUGAACAACGAGGUGUUUGAGUAUGAGAAGGCUAGGGAGGGAGCGGUCAAACUAGGACAGAAGGACAGGGAAGUAAUGGACAGGUUGCGGGAGAAGGUUCAGGCGCUGGGGGCGUCGGGCGGGCGUCGAGGCCGGGCUGGACCGAUGGUAGGGUUGCCGUGUCGAGGCGGUGGUUUGAUUGAUGGACCGGGGACAGCGGCGUUGGCGUGCGCUGGAUGCUAAGCUCUCGCUGCUCUCUCGUCUCUGUGACCUCAUCCGGGACCUUCUCCAUACAUUUGUAUUCCCAUGUCAACGUUUCGAC